AUGAACGACACUACCCAGCAGUUCUACUACGGCAAGAUCAAGGACAAGGAUUCUGUCGAGAACGAUGUUGAUAACUUCUGGCUUAAUCUUUUGCCUGAUUACUUUCAGAAGAAGCUGAAGUACGGCAUCGAGCAGGAAGCGCGUCCGCUACCAGAGGUCACCAAGCAGCGUGCCGACUGGACCAUCCGUUACAUCAAGAAUGGUGAUCCGAAGAAGGUGAUCCUCAUAGAGGGCAAUCGUAAAGGCAUGGAGAGUCAGCCCGCCCAGUACAUGAAAUUAGUACGCACUGAACGCAAUCAAGAUCCCAAACGAACUCUCUACGGCGCCGUCAACAUAGGAACCUACACCCGAUUCUACCAACUGGAUCCCUACGAGCAAGAAUGCAUCGACUAUCCUGGCACGAACGGGAAAUGCUAUGAGCUCGCAGGUAAUGAGGCGGAGAUUCAUGCGAUUCUGCUGAAUUUGGUUCAGAAGACCUCACACGGGGAAAAUACUAAUGGGGCAAAGAUUUACUGGAAGAAUGGAAAGCACUGGUAUAUUGAUUCGGCCAACCAAUGGGUUGAGUAUACCGGUGCAUAA
Molecule: messenger RNA, 579 nt
Organism: Lindgomyces ingoldianus
Lineage: Eukaryota; Fungi; Ascomycota; Dothideomycetes; Pleosporales; Lindgomycetaceae
Exons: 3
Coding region: 1-579 (192 amino acids)
Source: RefSeq, a predicted model, not a curated record